This is a messenger RNA of Corythoichthys intestinalis (scribbled pipefish), 12146 nucleotides long. Its product is annotated as tyrosine-protein kinase receptor UFO-like. Gene Ontology annotation, biological process: platelet activation; nervous system development; multicellular organism development. Gene Ontology annotation, cellular component: plasma membrane; signaling receptor complex. The record is from RefSeq and is a predicted model, not a curated record. The coding region runs from base 441 to 3224 and encodes 927 amino acids. The transcript is spliced from 21 exons. Gene Ontology annotation, molecular function: transmembrane receptor protein tyrosine kinase activity; protein binding; ATP binding. Lineage: Eukaryota; Metazoa; Chordata; Actinopteri; Syngnathiformes; Syngnathidae.
CACGAGGAAGGAGCACUGGCAGUUGUGUGACACACGCCAUGCGAAGAAGCUCGACACCAUGCUCGCCUGCAGCCCCCAGGAAUGCAAGAAAGGGGGACAGUUGGGUGCCACCUCCCAGCCAGUUGACAGCCACCUUGUUAAAAGAGCGACAAUCGGCGGCCUGCAGGGGCUCGGGCAUCCUCGGAAGAAAAAGAGGAGGAGAAAAAAAGAAAAAGGAGGGUGCAAAGAAGCUGACUUGUGGAAUUUGAGUCCUGCUCAAAAGAGGCGGAGGAAGAAGGAGAAGAAGGAGGGAGUGGAGGAAUCUACGCGCACUUCAAGCACUCGCUCCUAAAAGUUGACUUGGACUUCUUUUUCAUUCUUAUUUUUAAAUCAAAUUUUGGGGUUGAGAAUUGGGACUCGGUCGGACUACUUUCUCCCACUUGUCAAAACAUGAAGAGGAGAUGAUGGCGCCACAACGCGCGAUGACCCUUUUGAAAAAGAAGCCCACUUUCCGAGGAGAACCGUUUGGCUGGUUGCUGUCGCUGGUGGUGGUCGUCUGUGUCCCGAACGAGGUGUUCUGCCUGCGAGAUUUGGAGUUUGAGAAACAACUAGCCACCGUUAUCUCAUCGGUGGGCAAACCCGUGAGGCUGGAAUGCGGCCUGUUAGCCACGUUAGACGACGACGAAAUUCCCCCCAACGUGUACUGGAUGAAAGACGGCGCUCCACUGGCCUUCGUGGAAAACGACGACUACCAAAUGCUGGUUUUUGGAACGGACCGCUGGAUCGUACACAGCACCCUCAGGAUUAAAAGUGUCCAGCUUUCCGACAUGGGCACCUAUCAGUGUGCGGCAGAUGUAGAAGGCCAGCAGAUUUUGUCCACGGAAGGCAGCAUCCUGCUGGAAGGUCUUGCUCACUUCUCCACCGAGCCGCAGCACAUGUCCGUGGUUGCCAACGAGAGCUUUAGCCUACACUGCGUGGCCCACGGGCCGCCAGAACCGGUCCACAUCAUCUGGUUACAAGACGGCGCUCCUCUCAACACUGUUGACGACCCAGUGGCCCUGUCGCCCUCCACGCUCAACAUCACGGGUUUGAACCGGACUAGCAGUUUCUCCUGCGAGGCCCAGAACCGUAAGGGCGUUGCUGCCUCCGGCUCCGGCACUGUCACCGUACUACCGGCCGCACCUCACCACCUGCGAGCCACCAACAUCACCCCCACCGGCCUGCGUUUGUCAUGGCAACCGGGCUUCGGCGGCGUCUACCCGGUUGUCCGCUGCACUAUUCAGGUCAAAAUUCUGGACGAAACCUUUGACGAUCUGGACAAGCUGAUCCUGAACCAGAACGUGAACGUUCCUCCAUCCGAGUACCAGUUGGAUGACUUGGAACCGUACAACCACUACGCCGCCAGAGUGGCGUGUCACAGCAGCCAGGGGCCCUCCAAAUGGACAUCCUGGAUGGAAAUGCGCACAGCAGAAGGAGUUCCUGACAACCCGCCUGGCAACGUGACGGCGGUGGCGAACGACACCGGCGUGCUUCUAUCCUGGGACGAACCACCGGGGAAGUUAAACGGGGACCUCCAUGGCUACUUGGUGGAGUUGAGUACUCCGUCAAUGAAGGAGUUUGUAGCUGAUGCCGGAUUGGACUUGGAGCUGUUAGUGAACUUGACCCUCCCGCUAACAAACGUGACCUUCAGGGUCUGUGCGUACACGGGGGCAGGGCUUGGGCCCUGGAGCCCCACGCAGACUCUCAUGCUGGUUUCUCCAGAAUUUCGAGGUCUAUCGUCUCUGCCGGCUUUUUCGUGGCACUGGUGGUACGUGGUGAUGGCCAUGACGGGCGCCGUGGCCCUUGGCGCACUCAUGGCUGUCUACGUAGCCAAACUGCGGCGCAAGGAGACGCGAUUCGGAGACGCGUUUGAGCCCAUGAUGCAGAGUGGGGAGCUGGUGGUCCGCUACCGGGCGCGACGCUCAUAUAGCCGCCGUACCACCGAGGCCACGCUGAACAGCCUAGGCAUCAGUGACGAGUUGAGGUUGAAGCUCCAAGAUGUAAUGGUGGACAGACACAAGUUGACGUUGGGGAAGACGCUCGGUGAAGGUGAAUUCGGAUCUGUGAUGGAAGGUCAGCUCACGCAAGAGGACUCUGUUCUACGUGUCGCGGUCAAGACCAUGAAAAUCGCCAUUUGCACGCGCUCCGAAAUGGAGGACUUCCUUCGUGAAGCAACCUGCAUGAAAGAGUUCGACCACGCUAACGUCAUGAGACUUCUCGGUGUGUGUCUACAAACGGUAGAAAGCGAAGGUUUCCCGUCACCCGUGGUCAUCCUUCCCUACAUGAAACACGGCGACCUCCAUACUUAUCUGCUCUACUCGCGGCUAGGAGAUUGUCCAGUCUAUUUGCCGUCGCAGAUGUUGGUGCGCUUCAUGACCGACAUCGCCCGCGGGAUGGAAUACCUCAGCAACAAGAACUUUAUCCACAGGGAUCUCGCCGCUCGCAACUGCAUGCUGAACGAGAACAUGAACGUGUGCGUGGCCGACUUCGGACUCUCCAAGAAGAUCUACAACGGCGACUACUACCGGCAGGGACGCAUCUCCAAGAUGCCGGUGAAGUGGAUCGCCAUCGAGAGUUUGGCCGACCGAGUUUACACCACCAAGAGCGACGUGUGGUCGUUCGGGGUCACCAUGUGGGAGAUCGCCACUAGAGGCCAGACGCCGUACCCCGGCGUGGAGAAUAGCGAGAUCUACGAUUAUCUAAGGCAGGGAAAUCGUCUUAAGCAGCCACCAGACUGCCUGGAUAACAUCUACGCUCUGAUGUUCUCCUGCUGGCUCCUGAGCCCCAAAGACCGCCCGUCCUUCGAGUCUCUUCGCUGCGAGCUGGAAAAAGCCUUAGACGAGCUUCCGGACCCCCAAGACCCGGAUGAGAUUCUUUACGUCAAUAUGGACGAGUCUUCCUCGGAAGCCGGCGCUGUAGGCGGCUGCGACCCCAUGGGGAGCUCCUCCCCUCUAGACCUCAAGCGCCUGGAAAUGACCACGGCCGAGGUGCACCGCCCCAACCGCUACGUCUUGUGCCCGCAGCACGAAAGCGGACGGGUGGCGGCGGACUCCGUGGAGAGUCUGGACGCGUUGGCAGUAUCGUCUGCCGAUACGCUGCCGCUGCGCUGCUCGCGAUACUCUGCACACAAUGGCGAGCGGGCAGCCACGCCUGACGUGGAGUUGCUGGAUGAACGCGAAGUCGGCCACAAGGUGCCGUGGCAGUGAGGCAGGGAAUCAAACCUUUUGCACACACUCACCUAAAGACUUUCCUGGAUAUACUCCAAAGUGUUUUUCAAGUUUACAGAUGUGUAUUGCUGACAAAUGAAGAAAUAAUUAUUCCAGAUCACGGAAACGCAUUUAGUUCCAUUGACGAAGCUAGACGUCCAAUCCCAUUUUGACAGGGACGGCUGGCAGCAAUCACUAGUAAUAAUUAGGGUUGUUCCGAUCAUGUUUUUUGUUCCUGAUCCGAUCCCGAUCGUUUUAGUUUGAGUAUCUGCCGAUCCCGAUAUUUCCCGAUCCGAUUGCUUUUUUUUUUUGCUCCCGAUUCAAUUCCAAUCAUUCCCGAUAAUUUUUCCCGAUCAUAUACAUUUUGGCAAUGCAUUAAGAAAAAAAUUAAUAAAACUUGGACGAAUAUAUACAUUCAACAUACAGUACAUAAGUAUUUGUUUACUAUGACAAUAAAUCCUCAAGAUGGCAUUUACAUUAUUAACAUUCUUUCUGUGAGAGGCAUCCACGGAUAGAAAGACUUGUGACUUUGUAUAUUGUGACUAAAUAUUGCCAUCUAGUGUAUUUGUUGAGCUUUCAGUAAAUGAUACUGAAGGCCAUGCCCAAAUGCAUGAUGGGAAGUGGAACCAUGACAAGUGGAAACAUGACUGUGCGUAGUGCUAACAAUUCUUAAAUCUUUGCGAUGGGAUACAACAUAAGGUGUUAAGAAAAAGAUCAAUUGCUACCUUGCUUCCCAUGAUAUUUCUAAUCGUAGGGAGAGGGAUUGUAAGGCUUUAGCCAAUUAAAAUAAGGCUCCAAAGGCUGCCAAAAUUCACUCUACUCAUUUUACGCUGUCUUUAAGCUCUCUAUAUAGGCAAAACGGCACCAAUACAAAUGGAGCGCGAUAAUUCGUGAGUGGGUCGUGUAGCACAGGCAUUAGUUGCCUUAAAUAUUUUAACAUUAUACAUUUAUAAAAAAAAUUGAUUACUGCCGUGAUUGGGAUAAAUUAGAUAACCCUACCUUAAGCCUAAACUAAAGACUCGGAAAAGUGUAACAUAUUAUGUCUGUAACGUUAAAUACAAUUAGAAAACGAUUUAAUUAAAAAAUAUAUAUAUAUUAAAGAAAGGCAUGGCCGAUAUUUUUUUGCCGAUUCCGAUACUUUGAAAAUGACGUGAUCGGACAUCUCUAGUAAUAAUGUUAAAAUAAGUUGACCUUCAAACUUUCGUCAAAGGAAAAUGAAGUGAUUCAAUGUUAAUUUUUUUUAACGUGACGUUAUUUACAUUAAAUUAUCAAGUUCGUCAAAACAAUUUUGGAGUUUAGAGCUUGACAUUAGUCAUUACGUUAAAAUGUGUUUGACUUUUGCAUUUGUCCAAUCAAAGGCUAGGUUCAGACCGCAGGUAUUAAUGCACAAAUCCGAUUUUUUUCAUGUUUUCCGACUCGAGUGAGGCAUUAACUUGAAGGUCUGAACGGGACAGGUGGCAUAGAAGUGGACUAUUUCAAAUCUGAUCUGAGUCACUUUCGUGGCUUAAAUUCGAUCUUGGCCACAUUUUUCCAGAAUGUGGCAGCGGUCUGAACCGUCAAGUCUCCCAAAUCGGAAUUCAUGCAGCAAUUACGUCAGCAAAGAGCAAGAGCGGUAGGCAGGACGGCAGCGAUGUAGCUGUUCAUUAACGUUAGUGCCUAGCUUGAACUCAGCUUUUCGCAGGUGGGCUCGACCACGGUCAUAAAAAAAAAAAAUUAAGAAAACGAUAAGCCUCAUAAUGGCCGAGUCGGGGCAAACUGACUCACACACUUAUGUGUGUGCGUGGCUGCGUAUUUAAACUUGGAAUAUAAGACUAAACAGGAAUAUUCAUGUCUGUUAUUUGUGUCCUCUUUUUGGAAAUCAAAAUAUGAUUACUCUGGAAUGACAUACAGCUAGCAUGUGUAAUUUGUUUUGAUGCUUCUGCGCAUGCAGGUCUCUUUGCUGAGCGCAUCUCGGACUGCGGAUUAGUGCGCAAGCGUGAUACUUGAACAGUCACAAUGGAAAAAGGCAGUCUGAACGGGCAUGCCAAAAAAACAGAUAUGGCAAAAAAAUCGUAUUUGUGCAAUAAGACCUGUAGUAUGAGCCUAGCCUAAAUUAAUUGGGUGUCAAGCACCAUCAAUGCAGCCUUAAUGUUAAUUGAGACACUAUGAUGGUGGAAGGUUUUUGUAGCAACUUGUUGUUUCCUUUUUAUUUUUUUCGACAUUGACACCUUUUUAAAACGAUAUCUAGAUUCUUGGCAGGAGCAUAUCGAUAACCUUUUGGGAUACAAAGUCAAAGAAAUCACCAUUUCGAUAUUUUGCCACGUCCCUAGUAUGAACCUAGCCAAAAUGAUUCCAGUUUCAAUUUUAACUUGACCUAAGUUUGUCUGUCUUACUCAUCCGUCCAAAACAAGUUUCAUUUUCCCUUUUUUACCAUGACGCAACUUAUUGCGUUACAACAACAUGAAGUGACUCCAUUUUAUAUUUUUUGAAGUUACGUAAAUUAGUACUUGGAACUAAGUUUGACUUUCGCAUUUGUCGAAACAAAGUGUUACCGUUUCCAAAUUUUUAAAAUCUGACGUAAGUCACGCAGUGAAAUGUCCAAAGUCGGUCUUUCACAUUCAUCUAAACAAGACGAAGCCAUUUCAUUUUCACUUUUAUCAUAACGUAUGUUAGUAUGUGAAAAUAUGUUCUACUUUCGCAUUAACAUAACAAAGCAAUUUAAUUGACUCUUUUUUUAACGUGAUGUACGUUAUAGAGAGACCAAUUACUGGCCGGGCCGUUUAUCGGCGCCGAUAUUUGGAAGUUUGACGUAUAUCGAUAGCUGCCCUUUUUUUUUUUUUUAUCCGACCGGCCGAUGUGAAAAAAUCUAUUUAAAAUUGGUUAUUUUGGCUCAAAUGCAGCCGCGCCUCUCUUCUGCGCUAGUAUUCACACCGCCCUCUGAUUGGUGAAUGGUAAUGAAGUCACACUUAUAUUACGCUUUUCCAUCUUUUUAAGGCCCUCAAAGCGCUUCACACAAUAUCCUCACCUACCUAGUGGUGACGCAGCACCAGGAGCAAUGUGGGGUUUAGUAUCUUGCUCAAGGGAACUUAGACAAGAUCAUCAGGGCGUAGAAUCGAACCCCCAGCCUCUGGGUUAAAGAACAAUUACUCUACCACUGAACCAAGGCAUACCCUAUUAUUAGCUAUUAUUUUCUAUUUGUGUGAUUCAAUAAACAUGCGUUAGCUAUUUCAAUGAAGUUCAGUGUUUGCAUUAUUCAAUUUUUUUGCGCCGAUGUUUACACUAAAUACCUUUACAAAUGAAUAUCGGCUCCAAAAAUCGGUUAUCGGCCCCUCUAACUACUAAUAAUCGAUCGGUACCGGUCCUGAAAAACCCAUAUCAAUCGAUCUCUAGUAUGUUACCACAUUAACUUGUCGGACGUUUGCUUAAACGAAACAAUUCCGUUUUCAAUUAUUGUUUUGACGAAUGCCGAAGUAUAGAAGUUGACUUACCGUAUUUAAAUGUUAGACCAAUCAGGUGAAGCUUAUCUUACCCUAUCAAUUUGGCACAUAUCAUUUUAAUGUGAAACCCAUGUUCAAAUGUGAACUAUUUUACGACAUGCCUCGUGUUUAACAUAGAAUUCAAACUUAUAAAAUUUAGCAUAAAAACGCACAAGGUUAACCAUUGUUGUUUUCGUCAGCGAUGACGAUAACGAAAAUAUUUCAUUGACAAGAUAAAAACAUUGCUUGGGAGACACAAACAAGACAAAAUGCCAGUUUUCGUCUGAUGAGACAAUGACGAGAUAAAAAUGCGACAUAAUUUCUGUCAUAUUUUCACAGUACGUGACAUUUUCAUAUUCUACGUUGGUCGUGUCAGUCGUGAGAGGUGCUGUCUCCGCUCUUCCUCACAGGUGUUACGAUGUGGUUCAUGCAUUGUAAGAUUUAUCUUAUCUUGGCAAGAGAGAAUAUGCAUUUUUGCUUCAUACAUUAAAUGUAAAUUACACUGUUAGCAUAGCAUUAGUGUUAGCUUUAACAUUGAGUGUGGUGAGCGUCGUCUUAAACACUUGGCCAAAGUUUUUUGACAUACACUUCCUGGCGAGAGUUUACGAUGACACUCGCCUUGCUAAAAGCUAGUAAAGACGCGAAUGCCAGGCUAAUGCGCCGAGCCACCUAGCCAAGCAUCAUCGCGUUUGCAACAGCGUCACCACCCCCUUCCUUCCCCCUCCCCCUCUGAUCUCUCCCAGGCAGCAAUGAAAAAAAUCAGACAACUUGGACUCAUUCAACCAAAUUUUAGUUAAACGCCCUUUCACAUCCUCAGUAACGCCGUUGCAAAGAUGGGAAAAGAAUUGAUUAGAUUACUAGUUUUAGUAGUAUUUAUAUAUUUAUAUAUAAUAUAUAUAUUUAUAUAUUAUAUUAUUAUAUAUAUUUAGUAGUAUUAUUAGUUGUUGCUUAUUUUAUAAGGCUGUCAAACAAUUAAAAUUUUUAAUCGAGUUAAUUACAGCUUAAAAAUUAAUCGCAAUUAAUCGCUAUUCAAACAAUCUAUAAAAUAUGCCAUAUUUUUCUGUAAAUUAUAUAUUCUGUAAAAUAAAUUGUUGGAAUGGAAAGAUAAGACACAAGAUGGAUAUAUACAUUCAACAUACGGUACAUAAGGACUGUAGUGGGCAUUUCACUCUACUGUCAUUUAAAUCUGUCUAUGCUGUCCUCACUCCGAAGCGUCUACUUUUUCCAAAGCUAGACAGCUAGUGAACGACGCCUUAAUAAUCAGACUUCUUCCUUUUUCAUCUGAUUUAUUAAUAAAAUGGCCUCAAACCAUUGUCCUCUUUAGACCGUCGUAAAACUACAAAAAAAAAAGUACACGAGCAUUGCAUUAGCAAGAACGUUAGCUUAGCACGCUAUACAGGUUCACUAAACAUAAACAAAAAGCGUCUCAUACAAAAAAUAUAACAUUUUGCUUACUAACAUAAUAUGUACAUUCUUUACAACAACCAUACUUACGGACAAAUCUUGUCCAAGGAUCAUAUAAGCACAACAUUACAACGUAGGCGUCAGCCCGAGAUGUCGUGCAGCCAUAUUGAACUGGCAAGAAAAAACAAACCAUGUCGCAAAGCGACCACAAGAGUUCGCUGUUAGACAGCACAAAAAGCCUUGCUGUAAAACCUACCAAAAGGCAGAAUACUGUCUGAGCGGCACAUGUGCGUUAAUUGCGUCAAAUAUUUUAACGUGAUUGAUUAAAAAAAUUAAUUACCGCGCGUUAACGCGAUAAUUUUGACAGCCCUAUUAUUUUAGUGAAGAAAUAGUCCAAUUUCCACCUAUCCUUGAGGCGUCGGCCGUCGCAGUUAACUUUUUUUUGUUGUUGAUUGUCGGCACUUUAGAAAAUUGGAAGUAAAGGGCCACACGGGGUAAUGUUGCUUAGAGUGCUGCUGCCUUUUAGUGGGUAAAUGAGGAGCAGCAUUUAGUGCGUAAGCUACUUCAUAUGCUGGUAGCAGUACUGCUGACCAAUUCAUUAAGUCUGUGUGCGGGCCAGACGUUAUUGAUUUUCUGGCAGAGGCUGGGGGCUGGAUGAAAUUUGACCACGGGCUGCAUUUGGCCCCCAAGCCGGACUUUGGACAUGUCUGGGGUAGAGUGUACACAAAUCAGCUCUGAUAUCUAGAACCCAGUAAUCGUUUGAAUCCCUCGUGAGUGUAAGCCUGUUGGCGACCGACCCUACGCCACAUCCCCUGCCAAUCCCAGCACCGGGACCCCCCACCCGGGCGCGCCCCAUCACAUCCAGCCGCACACGAGCCCCAUCAAGCGCGUGACUGCCACGCAGACGAGCGUCAACAUUUCACAUUUUAGCGUAAAAUUAUAAUACAUUAAAUAGUUUGAAACAUGUUUUCUGAGCAAAAUGUUCUCACAUUAAACUUCAACAUGAAAAUUAUGUUAAAAUGUGAAAAUUAUCAGCAAUACACAUCUGUUAAAAAAAACAUUUUGGGGCACUGCUUUGACAGUGUUGGAUAUCCAGUCCAUUUUGACUGGGGAUCGCACUGCCGACCCUCUCAGUCAAAAUGGAUUGGAUGUCGAGCGCGUCAAUAGCAGUGAAACAGCUGGAAUGGAUUUAAUGCCUAUCAAUAGCAAUGAAUGAGUUGUUUUAAAAUUUAAAAUUCCACAAAAAUACUACCAAUAUUUUGUAAUAAGGGCUUUGCAUACACACACAUAUGUACACCGUCCACCAAAAAGCAGGAAUCUCCACAAAUGUACACUUUUUUUGUUGUUGUUUGUUAUCAAAAGUAAUAGGUCAAAAAUUGUGGAGUUCAUGUUUUUCAUUGGACAAAUACUAGUCUUUCCCUCCCGUUAUUUUAAUUCCCUCCCUGGAAAAUUCCAAACAUGAAAAGCGCCUCGUUGUACUCCUUCCAGCCAGGAAACUGAGGGUACAAAAAUGGGGAAAGAACACUGCUACAAGUAAACACAGUCCAAAUAUUCCAAGAAGGACUUAAAAAGAAACAAAGCACAUUGACUUUCUUUUGUACGCUGAUUUUUUUUCUACUUUUCAAACUUUGCACUAAUGUCUUUUUUAUAUAAACAUGUACAUUUGUCUAUUUUGUGUAUACUUUUUCUUUUUUUUUUCCUCCAUAUGAUGGACGAAACAUUUCUGUUGAUUUUUUUUGUUUGUUUGUUAGUUUGGUUGGUUUUAAAACACUUCAGAAUUUCAAGACCGCUGAAAAAACUUCACUGCCAUCACCAACGCACUUAUUUUUUUACAUUGUUUGGUGUUCUGUAUGCUGUAUUUUCCGGACUAUAAGUCGCAUGUUUUUCAUAGUUUGGCUAGCCUCCGCCUUAUACACAAGUGUGACUUAUGGGUUUUUUUCCCCCGCUCUGACCGCCGAUAGCCUGUUGUGUUUUUUAUGCUGCGUUCAGACCGGCAGCAUUUUUGUCACGCGAUGAGUUCCCAUUCAAAGUCCAAACAGAGAAAGAAAUAUAUUAGAACUAAAGGUAUCCGCGGGAAGUGUGGUGCUGAGGGUGCUGCAGCAACCCCUGGUAUUCAGGAGAAAAGUGUUUUGGUACAUUCUUUUGCUGUUGUUUUUGAAAAUAAAUACCAUAAUUUCCCAAAUAUAACGCAUCCCCCCCCCCCCCCCCCCCCCCCAAAAUCAACUUGUAAAAUCAUGGUGCGCAUUAUAAACGGGUACAUGGAUGGAGACAGAAAUAUAUAUAUAUAUAUAUAUAUAUGUUAUAUAUACAGUGCCCUCCAUAAUUCUUGGCACCCCUGAAAAAGAUGUGUUUUUAACUUCUAAUAUAUAUAUAUUUUUUUAUUCAAAUAAUAUGGGACCUUAAUGGAAAAAAAAAGAAAAAUCCAACCUUCAAUACAAGUGCAUUCAUUCAGUGGGGGAAAAAAAUCCCUCAUAAAGAAAUAAUUAUUUGACAUCAAAUAAUGUGUGUCACAAUUAUUAGCACCCCUGGCGUUAAUACUUUGUACAACCCCCUUUUGCCAACAAAACAAGGUCUGGGAACUGAGAUGGCCAUGGGAGGAGCUUGAUUUUGUGUCUGGUGAACCAUUUCUGUGUAGAUUUGGCCAUAUGUUUAGGGUCAUUGUCUUGCUGAAAGACCCAGUGACGACCCAUCUUCAGCUUUCGGGCAGAGGGCAACAGAUUUUGAUUUAAAAUGUCCUGGUAUUUCAAAGCGUUCAUGAUGCCAUGCACCCUAACAAGGUUCCCAGGGCCUUUGGAAGCGAAACAGCCCCACAGCAUCAGUGACACACCCCCAUACUUCACAGUGGGUAUGAGGUGCUUUUCAGCAUGCGCAUCUUUCGUGGCACGGCAGACCCACUUAGAGUGUUUGUUGCCAAAAAGCUCAAUCUUGGUCUCAUCUGACCAAAGCACACCGUCCCAGUUGAAACCUGGGACCGUGUUUAUUUUUAUAAUUUUUUUCAUUAUGUGGGAUUUUUUCCCCACUGAAUGAAUGCACUUGUAUUGAAGGUUGGAUUUUUCUCUUCUUUUCCAUUAAGGGUCCCAUAUUAUUUGAAUUUUAAAAAAUUAUUAGAAGCUUUUUUAUUGACACGGCCACGUUGUGUUGAAGAAACGUAUGUGGCGAUCCGUUGCCGACCAUUACGGUACGUGACGUCACCAUUUUGUUUCGGUAAUACAUCACUCUGAUCAGCUGAAUGAUUUGGUCUGUGUUAAAUUCUGCUUUUUUCACUCUUCGUAAAGCACAGAAUUUAGUUUCUUGAACUCAUUUGAGUCAACGUUCAUUGCAGCUCUGCAACUCGGACCAUAACUUACGUAACAACAGACUUCCUGUGUGUGUCUGUCAACUAUAUCUGUCCCUCGGGAAACUCAAAUCCAAAUAACAAUAGUUCCUAUUGUUACUGUCGUGUCGACAGCGAUGAGCGCUCUCGGAUUUCCGACUUACGUUCUCACUUUCAUUUUACCGUAUCAAUCCAUGGAAGAAACAUUUAUUCAUCAUGAUGAAACGAGCAAGUUAUACAGCAGCCUUUAAAAGAAAAGUCACAUCUGUUUUGUUUUCUCCUAGAUUCUGGUAAGUUGGAGAAGUUGUCAAAUCAUAUUAUUACCGUAAAUAUUGUCAGUUUAUGGUAAUGUUUUGAACUACCAAAAUGCUAUGCUUGUGCUGUGUUUCACCAUUCAGUAAAAUGACAUUUCUGUAUCUGUACACGAGCUCUGUUUUCUUGUAUUCUUCUAUUCAUUGGUGCUAAAAUUAGGGUGCACGUUAUAAACGGGUACAAUAAAUUUCCCUAGAUUAUACAAGUAGAUUCUGGGUGCGCAUUAUUCACGGGUGUGCCUUAUAUUCGGGAAAUUACGGUAAAACGUAUUGAAACAGUAGGGUGUUUAACUGGGGAAUAAAUUAGGGCUGCAGCUAUUGAUUAUUUUAGUCGAUUAAUCGAUGAAAUGGUUAAUUCAAUUAAUCGAAUAAUCGGAUAAGGAACAUAAAAAAUUAAAAACCCUGAGCUGAGCCUCAAAUGGUAUACAAAAAAUAAAUA